AUGACUAAGGAUGUGCUUUGUUUGGGUCCAGGGUUUCCUCAUAAGGUCAGAACAGUGAAAAAGGCCUGCUCGUCGCUGCCGGCCGUUUCCUCCGCCCGCGGGGCCGCGCCGGCCGCCUCCUCUCCAGCCUCGCUGCUGCCUUACCACUGCCGCUGCUUCUUACCAACCCCUGCUCGCGCGGCCGCGCGCGCUGCUCCCUACUCGCGUCCGGGCGAGCGCCAGCGCCAUCCCGCUCCGCUCCUGCGCCUCGCGCCUUCAGCCCGGACAGAAGCUCCAGCGAAAACUGCCCGCCUCCUCCUGGCAUCCUCUGCGUUCUCCUCCCGCACACACUGUGCCGCACGCCUCUCCGCGCGCCCGCCCAGCAGCAACGCCGCGCCUUUGCCUGCCCCGCCGCUGCGGGCCGCCUGCCCCGGGUCCCCGCGCCAACGCGCAAGGGCUCUGCCCGCCCCGCCUGUCGCCGCUUUUCCGGCCGGCGGCGCGCCCGCGACCCCCGCGCCAGGCCGCCUUGGCCCUCCUCCUCGCGAGCUCCCCCGUCGGCGGUCAUCACCACAACCUCCCGCUCGGGCCGGCCGCCCAUCCUGCCCCGGCCUCCCGCGCGCGGUCCCAUCCGCGCCGGUCCGGCCGCCGGCUCCGCCCGCUCCACCAACUGCGCGCAUCGCCCCCGCGCACCGACCCGCCUGUCGCCGCUCCAUCAACCGCGCGCUCACCGUCCGCGCCCGCCGGCUCCCACCAUGCGCAGGCCGGCUUCCGCUGCUUCCCAGCCGCAGGCUCCCGCCGCCCGGCUUGCUGGUUUCCCCGCAACCCGGCCUGCUCCGCUCCUCUGCGUCUGCCGGGUCCCCCGCGGCCGCCUCACCUCUCCUCCCGCUCCGGCCCAGCGCCCCGCCGUCGUCCGCCCGCGCCACCGCGGGUCGCCUCGCUGCUGCUCUCCAUCGACUGCGGCCACAGGGUCGCAUGGCCGCGCGCCUGCGGCCUCCCCGUCGCCUCCGCCUCCUGCGCGCCGGCUGCGGCGCCCCGGCACGCCGGCUCUGCCCGCACCGGCUUCCUUGCAACCCGGCCUGCCGGCUUCGCCCCGUGCCGGCUUCCCCGCUGUUAAACUGUAUUAUGAUGUCUUCCGCUGCUCCCGCCGCGGCCGUCGUCGCGCCGACCUCCGUCGCCGCCGUUGCGCCGGUCCUCGCCCCUACGUCACCGUUCCUCGCCUCUCGGCCCCUCGCGGUGGCCUAUGGAGCCCUGCCGCCGCCCGGUUCUCCGAUCGGAUCUGGCGCCUCGGGGGACCCUGCCUCGACCUCGACUGAGAUCGUUGCACCGCCGCCCUACGGUGUCGCUGCACCACCGCCCUACGGCGCCGCCUCACCGAUGCCCUACGGCUCUAACUCGUACGGCGCCGUCCCGGUGGCCCCUGGUGCACCGCCGCCGCCGUCGUCUUCGUGGCAGGUGGUGUCGUAUGGGGGCGCGGCCACCUCGCUGCAGCCGCCUUCCGGGUCCGCGGUCGCUCCGCUGCAGCAGUCCUACGGGGCCGCGGUGACUCCACAGCCGCAGCCUCACGGGGCCGCGGCCGCCUCGCCCUAUGGGGCUCAUGUUGCGCUGGACUAUGGCGCCCUCGCCGCUGGUCCUCCCGGGGAGGCGUGGGCGGCGCUUCACACUAGCUUCGCCUCUCAGUCUCAGGCACGUGCUCAUUCUAUACGCACCGAUCUGGGUGAGACCAAGCUUGGUGACCUCAGCAUCACGGACUACUUCAACAAGAUGACCGGUCUCGCCGACACGUUGGCCUCCGUUGGCCAGCAACCGCAGGAUGAGGAGUUCACCACCUAUGUGCUUAACGGGCUCGAUGAUGAUUAUGACAAUCUCAUUGAGAACGUUCAUGGCCGUGAUGAUCCACUUCCACCUCGUGAGCUUUAUGCACGACUCCUCGGCCAUGAACAGCGCAUUAAGGCGCGCCGUGUCUCCCCCGGCUUCGUCUCCGCCAACGCCGUGACUCGCGGUAAACCUCCGAAGUCAUCAUCAUCCGGUGGCAAAACGGCGCCCUCAUCACAGCAGGCCUCGCGGGGCAACGCGCCGACCAUCACUGGCGGUAGCCGGUCGGUUGCUUGA
Aegilops tauschii subsp. strangulata is the source of this 2088-nucleotide messenger RNA. The record is from RefSeq and is a predicted model, not a curated record. Lineage: Eukaryota; Viridiplantae; Streptophyta; Magnoliopsida; Poales; Poaceae.